GCGUCGAUGGGACGUGGCCAGGUGACAAGUUAAGGACAAGGAGAACAGUAGCUGGCUGUGCUCCAUUUGGAUGCCAUGAAACCAAAGAAAUCUGCCUUUGCCAAUACUUCAACUGGCUACGGCAGGCACAAGCAUAGCGGGCACGGCAAGGGUCACGCCCACGGCGGGCACAAGGACAAGACAGAAGGAGGCAAGAGCAAGGGGAACAAGGACGGCAAGGAUCAGCAGCAGCAUGAGCAUAAGGAAGAGCAGGAGAAGGAUUUGAACUCCGGCUUUGGUGAUUACCUGCGCACGCCGGAGGCAUUUGAGAUGAUGAAACUGUUUGUCUUUGCCAAUACCAUAAUGUUGAUUGUGACCAUGGCCUGGCCGCACCUUAAGGAACAGUUCUAUAUGCUUAGUCAAUGGUGGAGUAGCUAUCGCGAACAACAAUAA
Messenger RNA from Drosophila grimshawi, 432 nucleotides. RefSeq lists its product as uncharacterized. The record is from RefSeq and is a predicted model, not a curated record. The coding region runs from base 76 to 432 and encodes 118 amino acids. Lineage: Eukaryota; Metazoa; Arthropoda; Insecta; Diptera; Drosophilidae. The transcript is spliced from 2 exons.